This is a messenger RNA of Zophobas morio, 2074 nucleotides long. RefSeq lists its product as uncharacterized. The transcript is spliced from 28 exons. The record is from RefSeq and is a predicted model, not a curated record. Bases 45 to 2024 code for a protein of 659 amino acids. Gene Ontology annotation, cellular component: nucleus; cytoplasm. Lineage: Eukaryota; Metazoa; Arthropoda; Insecta; Coleoptera; Tenebrionidae. Gene Ontology annotation, molecular function: ATP binding; calcium ion binding; calcium-dependent protein serine/threonine kinase activity. Gene Ontology annotation, biological process: peptidyl-serine phosphorylation; intracellular signal transduction; protein autophosphorylation.
AACAAAUCUAAGUUGUAAAUCGGCCUUUUCGUUAAUUGUUAAAAAUGACGUACUCUUUAAGUCCUGGUAAUCUUGAGAGAUUCAUAUCGAAAACCAAUCUCACUGACGAUUACUUUUUUGAUAAAGUAAUUGGAAGCGGCGGUUAUAGUAUUGUUCGUUUGGGUUUUGAUAAGAGAACGGGUGAGAAGGUGGCUUUGAAAAUGAUCUUUAAAGAAAAGGCAUAUUAUGGUAUGAAUCUUUUUUCUGAAGUUCAACUUCUUCGUGCUCUGGGUAAUCAUGAAAAUAUUAAUCGCGCUUACGGACUUUACGAUUUCAAGGAAUAUUACGUCAUUGUUAUGGAGUAUGUAAAAGAUGGUGAAUUGCUUGGAAUAUUAUUAAAGCACUUUGAAAAUGGAGGGAUCUACUCCGAAGCAGAAAUUGCUAUUGUUAUGUAUCAAGUUAUAAAAGCGAUUGCGCAUUGCCACAAGAAAAACGUUAUUCAUCGCGAUAUAAAACCUGAUAAUAUUUUAGUUAACGAUGAUGCUCGAAUGGGAGAACCGGGUGCUUUAAAAACUAAUCCAAUCAAAUUAUGCGAUUUUGGGAUGGCUGCCAUUCUUACAGAAAAUGGCACACUUGCAGAAACCUGCGGAACGCCGGAGUAUAUGUCUCCCGAACGCCUUCGCGGCGCGAAUUAUAAUGAAAAGUCUGAUAUUUGGUCUUCAGGCGUUCUUUUGUAUAUUUUGAUUGCUGGAAGUUUUCCUUUUUUUGGUGAAAACGUGUACGCCAUUCGAGAGAAAACAGAAAGCCUUCACUAUCCAAUAAUAAACGAACGCAUGAAAAAUAUCUCUAAAGAUUGCAUCGCUCUUAUGAACUGCAUGCUCGCUAAAAAUCCUGAAGAACGACCAUCUGCGCAAGAACUUCUGAACCAUCCUUGGCUUACUGGAAAAACAGCGAAAACCUGUGAAAUUGAGGGGGCCGUUGCUGCUUUAAGGAAGUUCAAUGCUAGAAGAAAAUUAAGAAUGUGCAUCAAUGGCGUGAUUGCGCGCAAUCGAAUGCACUUUCUUUUAAUAGCAAUAAAAGCAGAAGCGUGCUUUGUUAAGUUAACCAUUAAUGAAUCAUUUACUUUCGACGAUUUGAGACUUUUAUAUGAUAAUCUCACACAAUAUUCGGAAAAUGAAAAAUUUGUUUCUCGCGAGAAAUUUUUACAGGCCUUUGAAAAACUGGAAAUUCGUGAUAUGCAGAUUCCAAAGAAACUUUUUAAGUUGUUUGCAAAUGGAAACACUCUUCAAAUAAAUAUUCAAGACUUUUGCUUAUCUCUCGGCUCAAAACUUCAAAACUGCGACUCUCACGAACUUUAUGACUUUGCUUUUGAUAUUUUCGAUAUAAAUAAAAACGGAGGAAUCAGUAAAUAUGAAUUUUGCGAAUGCGUUAGAGGAAUUCUCUCGCAAACGGAUGAAGUCCCUUCGAAAGAAUGGCUUCUUACGGAGUUUGAAGAAGCAGAUGUUGAUAAGUCUGGCGAAUUAUCAAAAGAUGAAUUCAGAAAAGUUUGCGAAAACAAUAUAAAAUUUAAAAAAUAUUUAAAAAACUGCGAAAAGUUUCUAAAGUUUAAAAAAGACGUUUUUGAAGAAAAAGUUGCUGAAAUACGCCAUUCUUAUUCGGGAAUGCUAUUUUUAAAGAGACAAAACAAUUUACUUCAAAGAACUCUAAUAAGUAAAUUUACCGAAAGGAAUGUUUUGUACGAACCGAAAAGUAAAACCAUGAAGCUUUCAUUGGCUUAUUCCAGCCGUCAACUUCCUGUAACUAAAUCUUCCCGAAUACAUCUGAACGAUGGGGUUUUGACGGUCACACCAAAAAAGAAACCGCUAAAGUUAUUAAAAAUUUCAUUGGAUAACCCGAAUAAGUCGCGAUUUAGGUUCACAUUGCACCCUACUGACUCAAGAGGCCCCAUUUGUUGGGAGUACGCAACCCACCAGGAAGAACAGGCUUGGAUUGAUACAUUUAAAGAAACUGGUGUGAAGUUGGAUUUAUUUUCCAAGCAGAAUUAGUUUUAUAAAAAUGAUGAAAUAAAGAUGGCAAUGAGAAAUGUUGGUUUAUU